Molecule: messenger RNA, 1063 nt
Organism: Myxocyprinus asiaticus (Chinese sucker)
Lineage: Eukaryota; Metazoa; Chordata; Actinopteri; Cypriniformes; Catostomidae
Product: axin-related protein-like
Exons: 5
Coding region: 539-1063 (174 amino acids)
Biological process (GO): negative regulation of canonical Wnt signaling pathway
Source: RefSeq, a predicted model, not a curated record
CACAAGAGGAAAAGGAGCACAAUAUAUACAGGUAGGGCACAUGAGGAACAAGUGAAGACAAUUAACAGAACAAGGGCUAAGCGAUAGAGCACAUGACAAGAGGCUCACAAUCGACGAGACAUGGAGCAUGAGUGUCCGGAUCCCAAACCAGAACAGAAACCCAACUAGUCAGGACCCAGACACCACAAACAUGAAAACAAAAACACAGAACAUGAGUGUCAGGAUCCUGUCACCACUAAAAACAUGACUGACAAAGUGACAGGAUCCUGACAGGAAUGGCAAAUGGAAAAAAAAGUUAAACUUAGCCUCAGCUCAGUAGUGUUUGAACAGAGGCAGACUUCAUUCAUUCAAACCGUUUCACUGUAAGUAUGCCAGAAUAUGUCCACAGUGUCUUUAAAUGUCUUUCUCUGGACAGACAUCAGCGUCACACGUGUGAUAGACGCCACAGAACAUCAGGAGACAAGAGACACACACACCUGCCACACACACCAGUGAGUCAAUGAGUGUGUGUGUUUGAAAAUCAUCCAUAAAUAAAAUAAUGUGUUGUGUGAAGAAGGCUUCACACACGUUUGCAGCUGAACUGAUGAGACGUUUGCAGGACCUUCAAACACAAACACAGGAAGAGGAAGUCGAUAAUGAUCUCACUAAUGUAACCUUGUUAUCCCGAAAUAUGGCGCUUAGUCCUGCCCACUCCCACUGUUGCUGUGAUACCGUCAGCCAAUGGCAGGACACACAUAAAGUAAACGUCACUGAACACGUGAAGAAGAAUCCUGCACACACACACACAGAUUAUGGGUGUGUGUGUGAGAGCGUGACAGUUGUGUAUUAUUUGUGUGGAGAGUGUAUCCCGUACAGGACGAGUGUUCAGGGUGACGGUGUGACUCUGGCUCAGUUUAAAUCACUGCUGACCCGCAGAGGCCCGUACAGGUUUUAUUUUAAGAGAACGAGCGCUGAGUUUGACUGCGGUGUGGUUUACGAGGAGAUACGUGAGGAUGACGCUGUCCUGCCCACGUUUGAAGAUAAAAUUAUUGCAAAAGUGGAGAGAAGAAUGGAUAAAUAUUAA